Messenger RNA from Strongylocentrotus purpuratus (purple sea urchin), 918 nucleotides. RefSeq names its product NXPE family member 3. Lineage: Eukaryota; Metazoa; Echinodermata; Echinoidea; Camarodonta; Strongylocentrotidae. The transcript has 2 exons. The record is from RefSeq and is a predicted model, not a curated record. The coding region runs from base 19 to 705 and encodes 228 amino acids.
UUACUUUGUCUGUAGAAAAUGGUGUUCAUCAAGCCAAAUAAAACCAGGUUAAACUGGUCAUCAAGAGACCCGUACACGUGUUUGUCACAAAACAUUAGCAAAAACCUUGCGCCGACGAGCAAUGUCUUCUCAACGGCAGAGGUCAUCAACGCCAAGGCAUCGUAUAAGGUCAACGACACUCUACAGAUCCGCAUUACAGCAAGGGAUGUAAACAACGUCAUCAAGACUUGCGGAGGUGACUACUUCCGGGUCAAACUAUACACUGCAGAAACACAGUCAUCCUGGAGCAUUGACGUCACAAAUGACCUAGGAAAUGGUUCCUACAUUGCUGAUGUGACGUUACGAUGGCCUGGGAAGGUUGCAGUGAUUGUGACGUUGGUUCAUUCUAGCGAGGCUUUGAGGGUUCUGCGAAGGAUUCGAGACCUGGAGCCUGGUAGGACGGUCUUCAAGGGGCGCUACCUGAGAACUCUUGAUUCAGGGGUUGAGACCUCUGAAGAUGUAAUGUGCCUACCAAAGGUCAUCCGUAAUCAUUCUCUUUGUAACUUCACGGAUGAAAGAUUAGGCUAUCCAUGGUUCUGUGUAGCGCCCUCUAAAGAGACUUUAUCGUGUGCUGACUGGAAGCUGUACGUAAAUGAUCCCAAAUUAUCUGAGAAGUACACGAUUAGGGCCGUCAGCAAGGAAGAAUUAAACAUAUUCAAGAUGUAAGUUAUGCUUUUAUUAUGUCAUCCUAUUCGCAAAGAGACUGAGAAGGAAAAAUUUGAGCCUAAUACCCUUAAUGCUCGGUUAAUUAAUAGUAUAGCAUGACAGAAUAACUUAUAGACAAUGGAAGUCGCAUUUGAUUAGUCACUCAUUUCAUUGAGCUUCUUUCUCCAUCAUGACAUUCAUUCAUUUUCCAGAUGAAUCAAUUCAAUUUCAUUU